Molecule: messenger RNA, 2404 nt
Organism: Ipomoea nil (Japanese morning glory)
Lineage: Eukaryota; Viridiplantae; Streptophyta; Magnoliopsida; Solanales; Convolvulaceae
Product: phosphatidylserine decarboxylase proenzyme 3-like
Exons: 21
Coding region: 253-2229 (658 amino acids)
Biological process (GO): phospholipid biosynthetic process
Molecular function (GO): calcium ion binding; phosphatidylserine decarboxylase activity
Source: RefSeq, a predicted model, not a curated record
AUUAGUAUUAUUAUUCAGUAUGUAUGUGAUGACAGUAUUGAUAUUAUUGAAUGAAUUUGAUUGAUAUGAAGAAAAAACAAUUGAAGAAAUUGACGAGUAGUUGAAUACAAUCAAAAUGAUAUUAACCUCUAGUUUCUGAUACGUUUCGAACGCUGCAUAUUCUUCUGAUUUCAUUCUGAUACCUGCUACUUUUUGUCCAUUUGUCUUCUUCUCCAGUGAAAAAUCAGCUACAGUAGCUCGGAGUAAGCUGGAAUGGGCCACGGGAACUCGAAAUCGGGCUCGCCGUCUUCCGACGAGUCCUCGCACAACGGCUCGAGGUCGGCUCACUCUUCCCGCGCCGGGAAGUUCGGUCAACGGCUUCAGCUUCAUCGCUCCCACUUCCGUCGCCAUGGUUCCGGUUCUGGUUCUGGUUCUGGUUCUAACCAGUCUAAACUCCUCAAGGAAGAAGAUUUCGCCGGCAUCGCUAGCCUUCGUGUCAUUAGCGCGGAGAUGAAAUUCAAGGACAAAUGGCUUGCUUGUAUUACGCUUGGUCUACAAACUUUCCGCACUCAUGUAUCAGAUCACACUGACAAGCCUACCUGGAACUCGGUGAGGAAGCUUCUUUUAGAAAGAAAUGGGGCACAUAUUGCAAGAAUUUCUGUGUUUGAGACUAAUAAAUUAUCCAAGAACAAUUUGGUUGGUCAUUGUGAGAUUGAUCUACUUGAAUACCUCUCCCAGGACUCUGAUUCUGAUGUUGAGGCUUUUGACUUGUUGGACCCAUCAUCACCAUCCAUAGUCGUUGGCAGUAUAUCUAUUUCAUGUUCUAUUGAGGAUCCAGUUGAAACAGAGCAAAGUUUUACAAAGCGCAUCUUGUCUAUAGUGGAUUAUAAUGAAGAUGGAGAGCUUUCACUGGCUGAGUUCUCUGAUUUAAUUGAUGCAUUCGGCAAUCAAUUGGCUGUUGAAAAGAAAGAGGAGCUAUUUAGACAGGCUGACAAGAAUGGAGAUGGUGUAGUCAGCUUGGAUGAGUUGGCUAUGCUUUUGACUGCACAUCAAGGAAAGGAGGCAUUGAUGAACUGCUGCCCAGUUUGUGGCGAGGUUCUUGAAGAUUCUGAUAGUUUGAACGGUAUGAUUCAUUUGACCUUGUGUUUUGAUGAGGGAACUGGGAACCAAAUAAUGACGGGAGGAUUCCUCACUGAUAAGCAAGCUUCCAGUGGAUGGAUGUUCAAACUGAGUGAAUGGGCACAUUUCUCAACAUAUGAGGUUGGUUUGAGGUCUGGUUCAAGUGCAUCACAUAUAUUGGUAUAUGAUCGAAGAAAGAAGAGGUUAGUGGAGGAAAUAAUUGAUCCCAAGAUUGUUUUAUCAAUGAGAGCCAUUUAUCAAUCUAAAUUUGGGCUUGGUCUUAUGGAUACUGGGGCAAAAGAAAUCCUGCAGAGCAUCUCUGAAAAGCAGGGCAAAAAAAUGGAUACCCUUGAUUCUGCUAAAGAUAUACCAAAAUUUGUUGAAUUUUUUAAGGAUCAACUCGACGUGCAUGAAGCCAAGUACCCACUGGAUCAUUUUAAGACAUUCAAUGAUUUUUUUAUAAGAGAGCUGAAGUCUGGUGCAAGACCAAUUGCCUGCCCAGAACGCAAUGAUAUCGCUGUCUGUGCAGCUGAUAGCCGCACUAUGGCAUUCAACAAUGUUACUGAUGCUGCAAGAUUUUGGAUUAAGGGCCGAAAAUUUUCCAUCCAAGGCCUUUUGGGGGAUGAAGCAUGCUCCAGUGCAUUCGUUGAUGGAAGUUUGGUGAUAUUUAGGCUGGCACCCCAGGAUUACCAUCGUUUCCAUCUUCCUGUCUCUGGAACUAUUGAGAAAUUUAUAGACAUACCUGGAUGUUUAUAUACUGUAAAUCCUAUUGCUGUGAAUAGCAAGUAUUGUAAUGUCUUCACAGAGAAUAAGAGGGCUGUGUCAAUAAUAUCAACAGAAGACUUUGGAAAGGUGGCCUUUGUUGCAAUUGGAGCAACAAUGGUUGGCAGCAUUACUUUUUCGAAGAAGGAGCGUGACUAUGUCAACAAGGGUGACGAGUUUGGGUAUUUCUCUUUUGGUGGAAGUACAGUGAUUUGCGUCUUCGAAAAGGACUCGAUAAGGAUAGAUGAGGACCUCUUGGAAAAUAGUGCACGAUCUCUUGAGACAUUAGUAACGGUGGGAAUGCAGUUGGGGGUGUCCAUAAAGAAACAGGCAGAUGUGAAGUCGAAGUUGGAAAAUCUUUCUUUAUAAACAUGAUCAGUUUGCUUUCCUUGCAUGUUUAUUUCAUUUGGUCUUGUCCUAAAUGUGUAGAAACAAAAUAAAUAACAGUGGGGGAGUUCAUGUUCUUAGUUACAUUCAAGGAAUCCAGGUCAGUGUUUUUGAUGUAUCAUAGGCUAUGUUCUCAUUAGUGGAGCUUUUGUGGGUG